This is a messenger RNA of Neurospora tetrasperma FGSC 2508, 3641 nucleotides long. RefSeq lists its product as uncharacterized. Gene Ontology annotation, cellular component: nucleus; cytoplasm. Gene Ontology annotation, molecular function: nuclear import signal receptor activity; small GTPase binding. Gene Ontology annotation, biological process: protein import into nucleus. The record is from RefSeq and is a predicted model, not a curated record. NCBI's taxonomy places the organism in Eukaryota, Fungi, Ascomycota, Sordariomycetes, Sordariales, Sordariaceae. The transcript has 4 exons. The coding region runs from base 1 to 3291 and encodes 1096 amino acids.
AUGUCGGUCCUUCCUGCCGAUGUCACGGCCGAGCUGAGCCAGCUGCUCCAGGCUCUUCAGUCGGCCGACAACAACAUUCGCUCUCAGGCUGAGGAGCACUUGCAAAACAACUGGACCAGCUCCCGGCCCGGCCUCCUCUUGAUGGGCUUGGCUGAGCAGAUUGCUGGAUCAAGCGACGCUUCGGUCCGUUCUUUCGCCGCCGUCAUUUUCCGCCGGAUAACACUCAAGACUCGCAAAGCCACGCCGACCUCCGAGGCUGCUACCGAUAUGUUCCUUUCCCUUGACAACUCCGAGGCCGUCGCUGUCCGCAACAAGAUUCUCGAGGCCAUCCUUGCCGAGACAGACAGAAACGUUCGCAACAAGAUUGGUGAUGCGGUUGCCGAGGUUGCUAGGCAAUAUUAUGACAAUGACCAAAAUUGGCCAGAACUACUUCAGACUCUCUUCAACCUCAGCCAAGCACCCGAUGCUGGCAAGCGCGAGACGGCCUUCCGUAUUUUCCACGCUACCCCUAGCAUCAUUGAGAAACAACAUCAGGAUGCCGUAGCCAUGGCAUUUGCCAAAGCCUUCACGGACGAGUCAGUUGCUGUCAGGCUUGCUGCUAUGGAGGCUUUUGCGGCCUUUUUCCGCAGCCUAGGAAAGAAGAAUCAGGCCAAGUACUUCGAGCUCCUUCCUCAGCUCCUCAACAUUCUUCCUCCUAUCAAGGACUCGCAAGAUUCGGAUGACCUUAGCCAGGCCCUCAUCGCUCUCAUCGACUUGGCCGAAAGUUCCCCCAAGAUGUUCAAGACCGUCUUCUCGACUCUUGUUGGAUUCAGCAUUUCAGUCAUUCAAGACAAGGAGCUCACAGACCUCUGCCGACAAAAUGCGCUGGAACUUAUGGCCACCUUUGCCGAUUACGCUCCGUCCAUGUGCAAGAAGGAUGCUUCUUAUACCAAGGAUAUGAUCACACAGUGCCUUAGCUUGAUGACGGAUCUUGGUGAGGAUGACGAUGAUGCGGCCGAAUGGCUUAGCUGCGACGAUCUCGACACCGACGAGAGUGACUCCAACCAUGUCGCAGGUGAGCAGUGUCUCGAUCGUCUGGCUAAUAAGCUCGGAGGUGCCGCUAUUCUCAGCCCCAUCUUCGGCUGGUUGCCUAGCAUGAUGAACUCCCCGGCUUGGAGAGACCGUCACGCUGCUUUGAUGGCUCUGUCCGCCAUUUCAGAAGGCUGCCGCGAGGAGAUGAUUGGUGAACUGAAGCAGGUCCUUGACUUGGUUGUCCCGGCUCUGAAGGACCCCCAUCCUCGUGUCCGUUGGGCUGGCUGCAACGCCCUCGGCCAGAUGAGCACCGACUUUGCUCCUACUAUGCAGAAGCAGUACUACGAUAUCGUGCUGUCGGCCAUUGUGCCCGUCCUUAACGCACCUGAGGCACGGGUCAAGUCACAUGCUGCUGCGGCGCUUGUUAACUUUUGUGAGGAGGCCGACAAGAGCGUCCUUGAGCCUUAUCUUGACAACCUUUUGUCGCACUUGUUCCAGCUUCUUCAAAAUGAAAAGCGUUACGUCCAAGAGCAGGCUUUGUCCACCAUCGCCACCAUUGCUGACGCCGCAGAGCAGGCAUUUGCCAAGUACUAUGAUAGUCUCAUGCCCCUGUUGAUGGGAGUGUUGCAGCGCGAGAAUGAGAAGGAGGUCCGCCUCCUCCGUGCAAAGGCGAUGGAGUGCGCCACCCUGAUCGCCCUUGCGGUUGGAAAGGAGCGUCUCGGUGCGGAUGCCAUGGCGCUAGUGCAACUUUUGGCCAGCAUCCAGCAAAACAUCACUGAUCCCGACGAUCCUCAGGCCCAGUACCUCAUGCACUGCUGGGGAAGAAUGUGCCGUGUGCUGGGUAGGGAUUUCCUUCCCUACUUGCCCGAGGUUAUGCCGCCACUCCUCGAGCUUGCUAGCGCCAAGGCCGAUAUCCAGCUUCUGGAAGACGACGAGCAGAUUGAGCAGCUACAGACCGAGGAAGGGUGGGAGCUUGUCCCGCUCCGUGGUAAGACUAUUGGUAUCCGUACCAGCACCAUGGACGAUAAGAACAUGGCCAUCGAGCUGCUCGUGGUGUACGCUCAGGUUCUUGAGGGUGACUUUGCGCCUUAUGUCGCAGACAUCAUGGAGAAGAUUGCUCUUCCUGGUCUGGCCUUCUUCUUCCACGAUCCUGUCAGGUACAUGUCUGCGAAGCUGGUUCCGCAAUUGCUCAUUUCGUACAAGAAGCAGUACGGUCCCGGCUCCAACGAGCUCAAGGGCUUGUGGACCAGCACCGUCGUUCAGCUCCUCGACGUUCUUAGCGCCGAGCCUGCCAUUGAUACGCUCGCGGAGAUGUAUCAAUGCUUCUAUGAGUCCAUCGAGGUUAUCGGCACUGCCUGCCUUGAUGAGACGCACAUGGGCCGCUUCAUCGACGGUGUCCACUCCACUCUUGAGGAUUACAAGGAUCGGGCAGCCGCUCGUGAGGAGGAGCAAGGAGGUGAAGAUGGCGAGGACGAGUCGGAAGAGAUGCAGAUGGCCAUUGAGGACGAUCAGACUCUCCUUUCGGACAUGAACAAGGCGUUCCAUGCUGUUUUCAAGUAUCACGGCGCAAGCUUCUUGAGCGCAUGGAGCCGCCUGCUUCCCACCUACAGCAGCUUCCUGAGCUCGAAUGAUACCACGCAGCGACAGUGGGGAUUGUGCAUUAUGGAUGAUGUCCUAGAAUACUGUGGUGCUGAGAGCAUUCACUACGCCCAGUAUAUCUCGGAGCCUCUGCUCCUCGGCUGCCAGGAUGCCUCUCCCGCUAUUCGUCAAGCGGCUGCGUAUGGCAUUGGUGUGGCUGCCCACCAUGGCGGCCAGGCUUGGGCGCCGUUGGUGGGUCAAGCCGUCGAAGUUCUCUUCAAGGCUACGCAGAUCCCAGAUGCGCGCAACGAGGACAAUGUGUAUGCUACGGAGAAUGCCUGCGCUGCCAUCGCCAAGAUCCUGCAUUUCAACUCUUCUCAAGUCGCCAACCCCGACCAGGUUGCGACACAGUGGUUUGAGACUCUGCCGGUCUUGAACGACGAGGAGGCGGCGCCCUAUGCCUAUGCUUUCAUGACCCAGCUAAUUGAAAAGCAACAUCCUGUCGUUAUUUCGCAACCCGCUAAAGCUUUCUACUACGUCGCACAGGCGCUUGAGGUGGACGUUUUGAGCGGACAGACUCUUGCGCGCGUGAUUGCCGCUGUCAAGAACCUGUUGCAAGCAACCGGUACUUCGCCCGACCCCGUACUGCAGCAAUUUGGCCCCGAAUCUCAGCAGUUGAUUCGGGAGCGGUUUAGCAGUUAAGAAGUGUGGGAGGUAGUGGCUGUGGAAGAGAGAUGACAUCGCUGAUGGACGUAGGAGAAGGAAAAGCAAAACGUCGACUUAAGAAGAUGGUGAUCUACUUGCAAAUCAGGAUAUAGAUGGCAUGGAACCAGAAGGAAUUGACAGGAACUGGUAGGGAAAUCAUGGUAAGAGCGUGGAGAAAUACUUGCGCACGCAAUCAGGCCAUUGAUGGCCUUGGUCAUGUAGGGGAGAAGGCGAGAGGAGUCGAAGCGGAAAUCUGAAUUUGAUGGAGAUACCAUGCACACCAUAACGUUCCUCCAGCGCACGUAACCAUUUAUCUUACACGUAUAAAAACACAUAAACACUUGUAA